UAACUGAAUAUAAAACAGAAUGUUUGCAGUAUAUUGAUCUCAUUCUGGUGGGAUCCCUCGUGAGAAACAUCUUAUAAAAUUAUUGAAAACUAUUAAAAACAUCACUUCGACAAUGAGUAUCUUCGUUUGUAUCGCAGCAUUGUUUGUUGCUUCAACCAGUGCUUUUUUCGGUGGGAAGUCAUCAGUCUGCAUUAGAGGAGACGGCUACGUACCGAUAGAAGGAGUCUGCGAUGCUUAUACAGAAUGCAACGGACUCGAUGCAGUGGAGAGGCAAUGCCCAGAUGGACUUUAUUUCGACCGCAACAUUCUGUGGCCAGCUGAUCCCUGCGGCUAUCCCACCGACAUACCGUGCGAAGGACGUACCCAACCUGCAAAGCCUACUCCCGAAUGCAAGCAUCAAUACGGCUUCUUCCCCUCUCCAAUGACCAGCAACGACUGCGGACAAUAUCGGAUGUGCGUGGAAGGUCGUGCCACGGACAUGUUCUGCCCCACAGGGUUGGCUUUUAACCCUACCAGCAGCCGCUGUGAAUGGCCCGAAAAUGUGCCAUCUUGUAACCUUGAAAAUUUCCUCGGCUACAAAUGCCCACCUGCUGAACUAGACAGAACUGGCAACCCCAUUGUGACAAACCACAAAUACGAGAAAAGUUGCUACGAGUUUUACUCGUGUGUGAAUGGCAAUGCUCGCCUCCUCUCCUGCGAUGUUGGGUACGCAUUUGAUGCUCAUCUCUCCCGCUGCGUGCGUGAAGACCUUGUGGCAUGCGAUCAUGAAAAAAUAAACAGAUACUAGGAAUACAUUUAUAAGUUUUGUUAUUUAAAUUAAUGAUUUUCUGUAAUUUUAUUAAUAAACUUUAAUCAUAAAGCA
Bicyclus anynana (squinting bush brown) is the source of this 862-nucleotide messenger RNA. RefSeq names its product protein obstructor-E-like. Gene Ontology annotation, molecular function: chitin binding. The coding region runs from base 113 to 787 and encodes 224 amino acids. The transcript is spliced from 6 exons. Gene Ontology annotation, cellular component: extracellular region. Lineage: Eukaryota; Metazoa; Arthropoda; Insecta; Lepidoptera; Nymphalidae. The record is from RefSeq and is a predicted model, not a curated record.